Parascedosporium putredinis is the source of this 357-nucleotide messenger RNA. The record is from the annotation of a GenBank genome assembly. Lineage: Eukaryota; Fungi; Ascomycota; Sordariomycetes; Microascales; Microascaceae.
AUGACCGCCGCUUGGGAUUACUACGUCUCCAGCAACCAGUUUCUCACCGAACUCCGCGGCCUCACCCGGGACUAUCCCAUCUGCUCGGCCAUCAUCUACGCCGCCGAGAUGAGGGUGCGCAGCGACCCGGACUCGAAUCGUAGCUGGAACCUCGCCUGGCUCCUCUUGAGAAAGAUGAUUAGCGAUGAUCUCGUUGCCAGCUAUGCGUCCAUUGAGGCGGCCAAGCCCGAAAUGUGGGGAGAUAUGAAUCCUACCGAUGACGAAAUCCAACAACUUGCCGCCUGCUUCGAGUACGAGUGGAAUCGCGCAGUCACCACCAUGCUGCGUCACUGGGCCGCGUCCCCGCGGUGGUGUUAA